AAACGGAGCUAUUGCUAAUUGUAUUUCACUUUUUAAGAUGACCCUUUACAAUGAAAGAAAAGUAACACUUUUUGAGUUAAUGAUUAAAAGGCCCUGAUGAACACUCCCAUCCCCUCCUAAAUUCAACACCAAUCACCUCUCAAUCUAUGUGAGCAGUCGUUCCAUUGUUAUUCUGAUUGCGCGCAUCCGCUGUUUAUCACCAACCAGAGGUUACCUGGUCAUAUCCAUAACAAGGCCUGUGUGCUCCUUCUUUACAUCCACUCACAAAAAGCCAUUGUGAAUUUGACCACUGAAAUCCGAUUCUUUUCUUUUUUCCUCAACUUGAGGGUAAAGUUUUGAACACAUCUCAGCCACAUGGACAUAAGGAUUUGAGGAGGUGGCACUUGGAUUUGCGGCGCUGUCAGGGCAGGUCACUUUCCUCCAGCUUGUAAAAAUCGCAGGUUUGUGAAAUGCCAUCUCCCGUUUUAUCUCACCAAGGCCUGUACGCUUAACAACCCGAUAGCCACCCUGAGAGGAUUUCAGCAGACUUGGAAAGACUGUCUGGCGGCUGCUCCGGAGACGUGGAUUUGGGCGGUUUUUUCUGUUAUUGUGGAUAAUUCCUUGCUUAGUGUUUUUUUUUAAAUAUUCUGUAUGCAGUGAAUGGCUGGCACAGCAGGCCUAGUGAUUUCUCUGAAACAUAUGGGAGUUUCAUGAGUACGGGGGUCUGGGAUCACCAAAGACUGAAACGCAAUCUACCAUUUUCAGUGACUCAGCGCGCCUGGUACGCGACCAGAUAUUUUCAGUUUCAGGUUUAAAGAUGACAAAGGCAUCUAUCAAGUCCAUCCUCAGCGAGGCUGGACAUUGAAACUAUGCGUGACCACUGAGCCGGACCCUUGAAGAUUGAAUGGGCAUGUUUGGCACGGUACCUAUUUGUCUGAAUCCCCACCUUGUAGCAACAGGUUAGACACCUGGCCUCCCCCAAAUGCUCUUAUAGCGCUAGGCUUUGACUUUACUCCUCUCUCCGAUAUUUUCCCUCAUGCCUCCCAUCAUGGUGGAGCACAACGGCCUGGACAUGUGCCUUAACAAGUAUGUCACAGUUUCCUCCUCGUCGUCCAGCUCCGAGCAAGACAAGAAGAUGUUCAGCAAACUAAAACUCAGUUUGUCAGGGGAUUACCAGAAGAACGCAGAGAUCCUCAGCGGCCAGUACGGGACCAACCUGCUGCUGAUCGGGCUGGCAUUGAUGCUGGCCAUCUCGCACCAUGGCCCCUCUGUCAAGGAAGAGCACCUGCUGUCCUUUGUCACAUGCCUCAUGAUCCUCCAGCUGAUCUGGAUGAUGUGGUACAUCCUGGUGCGGGAGAGACAGAAAAACACGCGGACAGAGAAAGAUGUCCACGCCACUACAUGCUGGAUAAGAGGUGGUUUGACUCUCCUUGCACUCCUUUCACUGAUCAUGGACGCUUUCCGAAUCGGGUAUUAUGUUGGCUAUCGGUCUUGUGUGUCUGCUGUGCUUGGGGUAUAUCCUGUCAUCCAUGCAACUCACACCAUUGCACAGGUGCAUUUUCUCUGGUUUCACAUCAAGGAUGUCAUCAAGAGCUUUGAAACAUUUGAGAGAUUUGGUGUAAUCCAUGCAGUCUUUACAAACCUCCUCCUGUGGUGCAACGGCGUCAUGUCAGAAGCCGAGCACUUCCUGAACAACCAUAUGAGAAGACUCUCGGCGCUGGGCUACGGAAACCUCACUAUAGUGCACUCUGAACCCCACUGUAACUGCACCACCAGCACUUGCUCCAUGUUCUCCAGCAGCCUCUUCUAUCUCUAUCCCUUCAACGUCGAGUAUCACAUCUUUGUCUCCGCCAUGCUCUUUGUCAUGUGGAAGAACAUUGGGCGGACCAUUGAUCUCUCGUCGAACCGUAAGAGGCUAGCUACCAAAACCCAAUGCCUGACGGUUGGCCCCAUCCUGGGUCUUCUUGCACUGGCCAGCACUAUCGGGAUCCUGGUGGUCUACAUCACCCAUGUGGAGGAAUCCCUCAAGAUGCGCGAGGCAGCCAUUUCCAUGUUCUACAUUUAUGGCAUUGUCAUGCUGGUUUUCAUGUGCUCUGCUGGUGCUUCAGGUCUGAUAAUAUAUCGAGCUGAUCACGUGCCGCUCGACACCUCCAAGAACCCAUCCAGACAGCUGGACACGGAGCUGCUGUUCGGGUCCUCCAUUGGCUCCUGGCUCAUGUCCUGGUGCAGCAUAGUGGCCGUGUUAGAGGCCGACAGCAGCCCUCCUUACCGCUGGACCAACCUCAUAUACUCUCUGCUAAUUGUGCUGGAGAAGUACAUCCAGAACCUCUUUAUCGUGGAGUCCCUGUAUCGCAAGCAAGAGGAUGGCGAGAGGGAAGACCCCGAGUUACCAGCUUCUCCAGAAAUCUUCUCGGUGACGUCGUCUUUGGCCCCGCCGUACAACGGCAUCAUCAACCGGGCAUAUGUGACUCCAAACAGAACCUGCAGCACCAUGGAGAACGAGCAGGAGGAGAGCGGACAGGUGUACAGAUGUCCCAGGAAACCUUCCGAGGUGCCGCUGACCGUUGGAAACAAAGUAAAGGAGCCCACAAACAUAAAGAGGCAAAUCCUGAAAAACAUUGCUGUCUUCCUGAUUAUGUGCAAUAUUUCGCUGUGGAUCCUUCCUGCCUUUGGCUGCCGGCCACAGUACGACAACGGGUUGGAACAGGAGACGUUUGGCUUCAGCAUAUGGACCACAGUUCUCAAUUUCGCUAUUCCUUUGAACCUUUUCUAUCGCAUGCACUCAGUCGCCUCCCUUUUCGAGGUGUUCCGCCGAGUCUGACAUAAUAGCAGACGGCUGACAACGCCAGAUAACAUGCACAUGAACACUUGUCACCACCGGCUCCCGAGAGUGUCUCCCAGCGCAGGUCAGCCGUUCAGGAGGCGGUCUGGGUCACACUCCAACAGACUUGGCAAAAAAGCUGUGGAGACGAACAAAACGUAGAUCCCUCUGUGUGGGGAUUAAGGAGGAAGACGAACCUAUUAGCCCAUGUUCCUUGGAGAAUGACCUUGUAUAACACAAGGCUUAUUACAAAUGGUGAUGAGAAGGACCUUUGGUUUUGAGAAUAGACCUUUGUACUUAUUUUUCUGUAGUCACAGUUCAGUAGGCUUCCCAUGGUUCAUUGUGUAAAAUGGAUACGCUGUAACCGACACACACAUUUUGUAUUGUUUCAUGUUACUAGUAUUUAGUAGCUCACUAAAUACAACGGGUAAGAAACCCCUGUCACAAACAUCUAAUAGUACUGUAUGCAAGAGAGCCACAUUUGACCCCUACUCUAUCUGCAUGUGAAGUGUUCAUACUGUCUAUGGAUAUGGUUCUCAUUUCAUUCCCUUAGUGGUUCAAGUCCAAUGAUGAACUAACACUUGAGCUGCAAAGGGUAGCUGCAAUCUGAGCACUAUAUUUUUGUAUUAUCUCUAUGAGUUGGACUACAGUUCUCGGACUCUCGGUUGUAUAAGGUUGAUCAAUGUCGCUUUGUUAUAUGAUCCUCUUCUGUCAAGGUUGUGUUCAAAAUUAUGUGUUACUGUCUAGAUAAGAGUUUUAGGUCAAAUAACAAAUCCACUGUUAAAGAAGAGAUUCGCUUUAUGGCCCGAUGAUGUUAAAUAAUAACAAGGGUAAUAUUGUUCAAAUCAGGUGCCCCUAUAUUGUCAAAAGUGAAAAUCUUGUAUCAAAAAUUGUUUGAGGAUUUUUACACAAUAUAAAAGAAUGAAGAGCUUGUAUGUUUACACCUCAAAGAUAAUCAAUAAAACCCACCCCAGUCUGUGACACUACUUUUUAAACAUAUAUACACAGAUAUACUGUAUACUUGUACUGUACCAUUUUUAUAUCCAAUCAAUGUAUAGUCAGUUCUCACCAUGGUGCUAUCUCACUUUGUGCCAACUUAUGGUAAAAAACAUGUUUUUUUUAUUUAGGUGCAAAUCCAAUGUUAUAUAAUCUUUGUAAAUACUGAAGUGCUGAUCAAAAUCAUUCAUACACUGUGUUACGAGUUUUAUGAAAUUCUAAUUAAAUGGUGCUCAUAUGGAAUAAUGUGUGCAAUGGUGAUGAGUGUAUAUGUUGAAAUAAAGACUAGCUUUCUUUUGUUCA
Molecule: messenger RNA, 4099 nt
Organism: Gymnodraco acuticeps
Lineage: Eukaryota; Metazoa; Chordata; Actinopteri; Perciformes; Bathydraconidae
Gene: otop1
Product: otopetrin 1
Biological process (GO): inner ear morphogenesis; proton transmembrane transport
Cellular component (GO): membrane
Molecular function (GO): proton channel activity
Source: RefSeq, a predicted model, not a curated record